Messenger RNA from Vicia faba (fava bean), 780 nucleotides. NCBI's taxonomy places the organism in Eukaryota, Viridiplantae, Streptophyta, Magnoliopsida, Fabales, Fabaceae. The record is from the annotation of a GenBank genome assembly.
AUGCCGGUUCCAUGGCGCCUACCUCCUGUUGGUGGGCAAUAUCCUCCUGUUGCUUCUCCAAACGCGAUUCUCCAUCUCAGCUUCUUCUACUCCAAACGCGAUUCUUCAACUCAGCUUCUUCUACUCCAAACGCGAUUCUUCAACUUCUUUACAAAUCUCAGCUUCUUUCUUCGCACUUUCAGGUCAGAUUCAUGGGAUUCAAAGUCGGAUCGCAAGUUCGAUAAACCCACCGCUGCUCUCCUCUCUGCUGCUCUUCAUAUCGAAAUGUCAACAAAAGGAUCAUCUAAACUAAAUACUUUGUGCAAACUAUGGAAAGAUUUAGAUGAACCUUUUAAAACAAUAAUUAACAAUAGAAUAGAAAAUAGGGGUCAAGGUUAUACAUUAUUAAGAGUUUUAAAGCUUGUCCAAGAUAACUCAUCGGAAUUUUCAACAUCAUUGUUUGAAAUGUUCAUGAGUUAUUAUGGACUUCAAGAAAAUUACUAUUGUUUUCAUGUUUGUGGUAUUAACAUGAACGUCUCAUUGGAAGACGUUCUGUUUUUGACCAACUUGCCCAUUACGGGCCGAGCAAUUAUAUCUGAAAGCAAUAAAGACCCUAUGGCUUUUAACCGGGUUUUUUCUUUACCUGCUGUUAAUAAACUUAAGUUAAGUGUGUUGAAAAAUAUUUGUUGUGAUUUAAGUAAAAAUGAUGAUGAUAGGAUAAAAGUUGUCCUCCUUAUGAUUGUGUCUUGGCUGAUCGUUCCAAGUGGGGAUGGCCAAAACUGCAAAACCACAUACGUCUAA